CUUAUGAAAUGAUAGAAUGGUUUCUGAGCGAAGAUGUUUAUAAAUAUGACUCCCAUUUGCGCUUAGGCUUGUUUACAACAAUCAACUAAUAAAAUGACGGUAUUCUGAUGUGGCAAUACGAAUGCUUGCACAAACGGUUAAAUUUUGCUAAACGAGCUGACUGAUAAAUUGUAGAGAUUGAUUUAAAGAUGAAUGAACCAAGUGUGGAGAUUACGAAGGUUAAUAAUGGCAUAGGUUCCAAGGAGAAGAAGAUCAACAUAUCUCCAGGUUCAGAAUCAAACAAGAGAUCAAAACAGUGUCUUUUCUGCUCUCUGCAAUUUUCAGACCUUGAGGAAUUGGAACUUCACCUAGUGAAGGAUCAUUACAGAGAUUGUUUCCAAUGUGGAAUUUGUUUUCCUUCCACUAGACUCUAUAUAUUCUAUACAGACCUACUCUCUCACUACCUGGAGCAGCAUGGUAUCCUUAAACCUGAAGAGGAAUAUCAACUCUAUAUUCCGAGAAGACUGGAGCAGGUUACCUGCUCAUUUUGUUCUCCCUCCAGAUACUUCCUUGGUAAGGAGCUUGAUGAUCUGAUGUUAGAAGUAUAUGAUCACGUGUUCACUCAACAUGAAUCUGAAUAUGCUAUAAAUGAAGAUAACCUAAACAUAGGUUUAACUUACUUCUGCAGGAUCUGUGUGAACCAACCUUUCUCUAGGACAGACCUAGAACACCAUUUGGAGAUACGUAAACCCAGGUCUAUCACAUAUGAGACUCAUCUGUAUCCAGAAAGUCUGAGUAAACCUCGCUGUAGAAGUAGUUUCAAGGAGAAAAGCGAGAAACUUUACUCUGGUGAGAGAGAGAAGAGUCGAGAUUCUUCUAUCAGAAUUACCGCGAGAGAAGAGAGGAACUCGUCCCUUGGGAGGUUCUCCUCUUAUCUCAACUGCAGGAACAGAUCCAGAGAUAAUAACAAUUCUUCGGAGAAAGAGAAUUCAAGAACUGACAAUAGACAUUCUGUAUCCAAGUUCUCAUACAAUAGAGCUUCUCGUUCAAGAUCUCAUUCAAAGGAUUUAAACCCGGAAGGAGUUCAGAGAUCUGUACUCGAAGAAUUGGAUCGUAACAGUUUAGGGGAUACGCGUUUUAAACACCAUAAGAAGCAAAAAACUAGUUUCACCGGAAAACUUGAAGAUGGACCCAAGUUUAGGUUGGAUGAAAAGAAGAAAAUUAAACACUUGACUGACGAGAGAACAAAAUAUGAUCAGAAGACCCCACGAUCUGAAAUUAAAAGGACUUCACAAUCUGACCGGUCUAAUGAAAAGUCAAGUAGUUCAAUAGAAAGGACCAUGAAGUCUGAUGGAUGGAAGAAUGCCAGUUCUGAAAGGUCUACUGAGAAGACUGGAAAAUCUGAUUGGUCUAAUGAAAAGUUAAGUAGUUCAAUAGAAAGGACCAUGAAGUCUGAUGGAUGGAAGAAUGCCAGUUCUGAAAGGUCUACUGAAAAGACUGGAAAAUCUGACCGGUCUAAUGAAAAGUCAAGUAGUUCAAAAGAAAGAACCAUGAAGUCUGAUGAAUGGAAGAAUGCCAGUUCUGAAAGGUCUACUGAAAAGACUAGAAAAUCUGUCCGUUCUAAUGAAAAGUCAAGUAGUUCAAAAGAAAGAACCAUGAAGUCUGAUGAAUGGAAGAAUGCCAGUUCUGAAAGGUCUACUGAAAAGACUAGAAAAUCUGUCCGUUCUAAUGAAAAGUUAAGUAGUUCAAUAGAAAGAACCAUGAAGUCUGAUGAAUGGAAGAAUGCCAGUUCUGAAAGGUCUAUUGAGAAGACUGUAAAAUCUGAUUGGUCUAAUGAUGGUAAUUAUUCUAGCAACAAGAGUUCUGGUUCGAAUGGGACUGAAAAAGGGAUAAAACAAAGUGAGAGGAUGAACUGGUCUCAUGAGAAGAAAAUGAAAAUAGAAGAUCAAAGAUCCAACAGAUGGAACUUUAAAGGCAUGAGUAUCGAGAACAAGUUAGAUCAACAAAGCGAAGUUUCUGAAAUAUCGAAGACAGUAACAGACUUUCUUAAAAGGCAUAGAAUAGGAGACAAACAAGUUCCUUAUACUUCUAACACUGAGUACGAGUGUACAGCAGAGAGAGGAGAAGGACGGAUGAAAAAAGUUGAGCCGAGAGAGAAAACUUCUUCUCAAACAAUUUCCCGGUCCAGUAAAUCCAGGUUGAGGGAAACUACCAAGAACCAGGAAACCAGAUCUAAAUCCGCUUCUUCAGCAGAUACCAAGACUAAGAACGAUUUGUUCUCCUGUUUGCUAUGUUAUGAAAAGUUUAUAAAUGCUCAGGACGGAAUAGAUCAUCUUAUGUCAGCUCACGGUAUCAACAGUAACCCGGAGAAGUAUCUCGAGAACUUUGAGUCUCCCCGUACUCAUGUCUCUUUAUGCUGCAAGCUCUGCAAGUGGAGGAUGGAUUCUAGCCUGGAGAAGGUUAGAUCGGAGGGGAGAUAUCAUAUACAGGAGCACCCAACCUACUCUGGUUCUAUCAGGGAUGGGUUCAGUUUGAUUUGUAUGGUUUGUCAGUUUCAAAUAGAUGAGCUUAGUCCUGCAGCAAUGAGUUCUCAUCUUCGUAAACAUGGAAAUCAGGCUAAAAACAGGGAGAAGGUUUGCGGAUACUGUCUGGAAGGGUUGGACCCAGCUCAAGGUUCGGCUCACUACACAGAGAACCAUAUCCUUGAUCUGUUCUCCUGUCUCCUCUGUCAGGACGUGUUUCAUCUCAACAUUUCAGCAGUUUUACAUCUUCAGGAUACUCACAAUCAACCUUUAAGCUCCAGUUACAAGUACAUAUCUAAACCUGAGGAGAAUAAGUCCUAUCUCUGUCUAAUCUGCGGGCAGAGGUUCUUUAACAGGUCGGAGGAUGAUCUAAGAAAUCAUUUUCGUCAAGAACACGGUAAAGAGUUGGAUGUUACCCAGGUUCGUUUCAGUUGCCGACUUUGUGCAAGGGAUAAUGUUUUCUAUGACGAAUCCUCCUUCACAGACCAUGUAAACACGUGUGGUCUAGAAUCCUACUCUCAGACUGAGCCUGGAGAAAAGAAUUUCCUAGCCUAUUCUCUGAUUAAAACUGAGGAGAAGGGUUUCCCUGUCUACUCUCUGACUGAACCAGAAGAAAAGAUUACCCCACCUUACUCUUUAGCUGAACCUGGUGAAAAGAGUUCUCCUGUCUACUCUUUAGCUGAACCUGGUGAAAAGAGUUCUCCUGUCUACUCUUCAGCUGAACCUGGUGAAAAGAGUUCCCCUGUCUACUCUUUAGCUGAACCUGGUGAAAAAGUUUCCCCUGUCUACACUCUGACUGAUCCUGGAGAAAGGAGUUCCAGAACGUACUCCUUGAUUGAAUUCGGAGAGAAAAGUUUAAAACUGAUUGAACCUGGAAAAAAGAGUCCCACCUUAAAGUUGAUGUGGGGAUGUGGAAGAUGUGGAGUACAGAACCCUGUACAGAGAAGGAUUUGUGGUAGUUGUGGUAAUAUCAGGAUAUGUUUUUAACAACAAGGAUAACAUCCUGGAAAAGAAUCUAAUAAACAAACCAAUGUUUACACAAUAGAUGGGAUCUAAACACAAGCUUCUCAGACAUCUUCUCAAACUGAGAAAUUAUUUCCAGGAAAUAAUUUAAUAUUAAAUAUCUAUUACAAGGUUUGACGGUUUGACGACCUUGAGUAAUUAAUGAAAAGCUGUUACAAAAUCUAAAAACAUAAUAGAAUAUGCACAUGUUUCAGAGAGAAGCCAUUUUGAAAUGAAUUCUGUUUAUUAAAUAUUUAUUAUCUUCCGACUCAUUCAUUAAUGCUAAUCUGCUUCUGCCUGCUAAUUUAUUUAUUAACUUUGUUUUUUAUUAUUUUUUAUUUAUUUAUUAGA
Eurytemora carolleeae is the source of this 3854-nucleotide messenger RNA. RefSeq lists its product as uncharacterized. The record is from RefSeq and is a predicted model, not a curated record. The transcript is spliced from 5 exons. Lineage: Eukaryota; Metazoa; Arthropoda; Copepoda; Calanoida; Temoridae. The coding region runs from base 189 to 3488 and encodes 1099 amino acids.